CAUUGCAUGAAAAAAGAUGCUCUGAAAAUAAAAAUAUCCCAAACUUCCUUUAUCUAUCUUUUUCUUCUUCUUCUUCUUCUUCUUCAGUUUCACCACAACAAUGGCGUCUCUUUCUCUCAGAUGCUAUCAUCUUCAUCUUCCUCACUCUAUCAACAACAACAACAGCACUUCUAUCAGUUCAUCUUCAUCCAAAUCCACAAUUCGUUUCAGAUAUCCAAACCCUAACCGUCGGCGUUUCGCUAUCUCUUCUUCUCCAGAUGAUGCUGCUGCUUCCGGUUCCGUUUCCUCCGGCGAUAACGCCUCCAGCAACUUUUGUAUUAUUGAAGGACCAGAGACCGUUCAGGAUUUUGUCAAGCUGCAGACAAAUGAAAUCCAAGAUAACAUAAGGAGUAGACGUAAUAAAAUCUUCCUCCUCAUGGAAGAGGUGAGGAGGUUAAGAGUGCAACAACGGUUAAAAAACAUUAAACGCUAUGAGGGCAGCUCUGAGGAUAAUGAGAUGCCUGAUAUUCCAUCUUCAAUUCCCUUUCUACCUUCAGUGACGCCAAAGACAUUGAAGCAGCUCUAUUUGACAAGUUUUUCAUUUAUAUCAGGAAUUAUCGUCUUUGGUGGCCUUCUUGCACCAGUCCUGGAGCUAAAACUUGGAGUGGGUGGUACCUCUUAUAAAGAUUUUAUAACCAAUAUGCAUCUGCCUUUGCAACUGAGUCAGGUGGAUCCAAUAGUGGCCUCCUUUUCGGGUGGAGCAGUGGGUGUAAUCUCAACUCUCAUGUUGCUUGAAGCGAAUAACGUCAUGCAACAAGAGAAGAAAAGGUGUAGAUACUGUCACGGAACCGGGUACUUGGCAUGUGCGCGUUGUUCUUCUAGUGGCGUGUGCGUAAACGUAGAGCCGAUUUCUGUAACUAAUGCUUCUGAUAGUCCAUUACGCGCUCCGACUACCCGAAGGUGUCUUAACUGUUCUGGGGCAGGAAAGGUAAUGUGCCCUACGUGUCUUUGCACGGGAAUGGUAAUGGCAAGUGAGCAUGAUCAUCGAAUAGACCCGUUUGACUAAGUUACUGCCUCAAACCAAUGCAGCUCGGUUGUGGGAAAAUGAUGUUCUAUCGGGCUAAUAAGCAUAAAGAGAGGUUAUAUUGUGUAUUUCUGUGAUAAUUUCGAAAGUUAAUGAUGUAAAUGUUGGUGAACAUUGAUGUUUGCAUCAAUUUCUAUUGGUAAACUGAGGUUUAUAGUAAAACAAAGAUGCAUUUUAAGUUA
This is a messenger RNA of Helianthus annuus (common sunflower), 1245 nucleotides long. RefSeq names its product protein ORANGE-LIKE, chloroplastic. The record is from RefSeq and is a predicted model, not a curated record. Gene Ontology annotation, cellular component: chloroplast membrane. The coding region runs from base 101 to 1045 and encodes 314 amino acids. NCBI's taxonomy places the organism in Eukaryota, Viridiplantae, Streptophyta, Magnoliopsida, Asterales, Asteraceae. The transcript has 8 exons.